AUGAGCAAAGCCAUGAACGACUCGGAGCCCCGGGGCCACGUCACGCGCGUUAUGUGCACCAUUAUCGGCUGUGGCGUCAUCGGAACUAGCAUAGCGGACGGCCUCCAAGCGGCGGGCGGCGACACGCAAGGAACGGUCCCGCCCACGCACCAAUAUCGUAUCCGGCUCGUGACCCGGAGUGAGCAUCACAUUGCGGAUCUGCAGCAUCGCUACCCUGGCUCUUUGAUCACCAGCUGCAUCCGCAACAUGUCGCUCUGGGGAGCCCUACCUCGCCACGAGGUCUUUGGCUUGCAUGUGGUCUUAAUUUGCACUCAGCCGCAAUUUACUCGCGAUGUGUGUGUAGAUCUGAGAGCAAUAUACGCUUCUGCAAAGCACCUCAAUACCGAUGAUCCGGCUGUCAAACAAAGCAUGGUUUCGUCUUCCUCUUUGCUCUCAUCGUGGCCAAAAACGGUACUGGAGAUUCCUACUGUUUUUGUCACAGCCUGCCCGGGCAUACGAGUCAAAACCCUGGCGUCUUGGCUGCCCCAAAACGCAGCUAUCGUGCGCACAAUGCCCAACACGCCCGCUUGCAUUAGGCAGGGCGCAACGGCAGCCUUCGCCGGGCCCACAGUGACAGCAAUUCCAGGUGCGGCUGAAGCCGUCGCUGCCCUGAUACGGCACGUCUCACCCAGUUUGUGCUUUGUCCCCACAGAGGAUCUACUCGACGUGGCGGCUUCCGUGUCUGGCUCCGCACCGGCCUAUAUCUUUACUCUAAUGCAGGCAAUGGUCGAGGCGGGCGUGAGGAGAGGCCUGCCACCCGACAUAGCCGCUUCGCUGGUUAAGCAGUCAGCCUUCGGGUCGGCUGGCUUGGCGCUUCAGACCGGACAGCUUGGUUGCCUGGAGAAACUUACGAGCGAUGUCUGCGUUCCAGGGGGCAGUACCUCCCAGGCUAUGAUGGUCCUGCACGAAGAAGGAUUUGCCUAUUAA
Molecule: messenger RNA, 966 nt
Organism: Pyricularia oryzae 70-15
Lineage: Eukaryota; Fungi; Ascomycota; Sordariomycetes; Magnaporthales; Pyriculariaceae
Product: pyrroline-5-carboxylate reductase
Exons: 2
Coding region: 1-966 (321 amino acids)
Biological process (GO): L-proline biosynthetic process
Molecular function (GO): pyrroline-5-carboxylate reductase activity
Source: RefSeq, a predicted model, not a curated record